AAAAAAUUGACGACGACGAGACGCAGUGCGAAAGAUGAAAACUUUCUGCUCCGUACGUAUUUUGAGGUGUUUUUAAAUUGAAUUUUGUGCGCUGAAUCAUCGAUCCGGUUUGCGAAAUCCGUAGUGCAAAAGUGCUUGAGGCCGUCCCGAGUGCGCGAUGGUGAAGAAAAAGUGCAAUGAGAUCAGGGACGACGAUUCCUCGACGGAAUCGAACGACGAUGCGCGGUUGCAUCCCCACUCCGCUCCGGGGGAUAAGUGCGUCCACGUGAAGAAAGCAAUCGACCCGACGAUGGUCAAGAAGAAGCUGAAAUUGAACGGUCUGGAGAAGCACUGUCCCAAAUGCGUGGAGGACAAGACCCUGGAUCUGGCGGCCGCUGGGGAUGGCGAGGUGGAGGGAGCGAUGUCCUACGAUAUGUGUUUAUGGCUAUGCCUCCAGUGUGGAACGCAGCUGUGCGGGCGGUACCGUAACCAGCAUGCCCUUGCUCAUUACAAGACUCCCCGGUCAGAACCGCAUUCGGUGGCAAUGAAUACGACCGAGUUCAAGGUCUGGUGCUACCAGUGUGACUAUGAGGUGAACCCCAAGUUGGUGCCCAAGCUGGCAGAUUGCGUCGAGUUUGUGAAACGAGAAGCGGAGAAGGCCAAGGAUGGCCCACCGGCUAUAACCAAUAUUGAACAGAAACUACUUGCAACGGUCGAUGACCUCCGGGCGGUAAUGGGUGAUGCCAUGCCAAUACCCAUUGCUUCCGGAUCGACCGUCACCAGCAGUACCAUGGGACUGGCCAGCGGUCAGAAUCGACCGAAAGGCACCAACUCGAUUGCUCCUCUUACGACACCAAACUAUCGAGAUCUCCGGUUGGACAUUUACAGGGAUCCCAAUGCCGCCAUCAUUGAUGGUCUCCCGCGAGUUCGAGGCCUGUCCAACUUGGGUAAUACCUGCUUUUACAAUGCCGUGCUUCAGUGUCUUGCCCGGACUCCGUUCCUGUUGGACGUUCUGAAGGAAUCUGCUACGAAAGGGGAAAAGUUCCAACUGCCAGGUGGACUGCUGAAGCACAAGGAUGGAUCCGAAACGGAACUGAGACCGAUCAAUAGCGAGCUGGAUGUAUGGGGCAGUUUGACGGAGUCCCUGGCCUACACGCUAACAGAGCUGCAGUCCGAAGGCGGCGUUUUCUCGCCGAGCAACCUGUUGCGACAACUGACCGCCAAGUGGCCCCAGUUUGCCGGUGCCGAGCAGCAUGAUUCGCACGAGCUGCUCAGACAUUUACUGGUGAGCGUUGCGGUUGAAGAUUUAAGGAGAUACCAACUGGUGAUCCUGAUUUCGUUAGGCUAUAGCAAAAAUGUCAAUCCCCAAACCGUCGAAAAUUCUAUGAAGGAAAAAAUCAAAUUCUACGGCGCGCAAGCAGAAGAUCGGAUCUUCCGUCCGGAGCCGGUGUUCCGGGGCUUCCUCGUGUCGACCCUUACCUGCCAGGAGUGCUACCACGUGUCCUCUCGGCACGAGUCCUUCCUGGAUCUUUCGCUGCCGGUGAGCGUCGAAAAGCCGCAACCUCCUAUCCGACGGAAAGGCAGUCCGGAACCCGAUUACGGCUUUGGUGCUUCCUCUUCCGGGGCAACCUGCAAACCGCUGAGCAGUAAGGAGCGCCGACGUGUCAAGAAAGCCAAUCGUGCCGCUGUUAAGAAGGACAAGAACCUGCUCAAUUCGAAUGCCACGGCGGCCGGUGCCACAGGGCCAGAAACGGGAACGGAUUCCGGUGCCGGCGGAGGAGCUGACGGUGAGUCCGAGGCAGAUGACGACGGAAUGUCCGAUGCGGAUGUGGAAGACAAUCUAACGGAUGAUUCGCAACCGAAGAAAUUCGGCGGCGCUCAGAUAGAUCAAAACGGCAACCAACAGUCGUCGGUUGGACCGGAAAAGCGCGAUGACACACCGGAGAACCCGAACAAGGAAGGCGUCGGGGACGGCAACGUGGUUUGUGAGCUAGGUUUGAGUGCCGAGGGAGUGGCCAUCAUGAUGGAGAAGAUGACGCUGAACAGUAGCGGUGAUCAGCAGCAGGACGAGCAGGAUGCCAAAAACUUGAAGACACGUCGCCAGAGAACCUACAGCCAUGCCGACUGGGGAAGUACGUUGGCCCCACGAUACCAAUGCGAAGAAAACGAAUGUUCCAUUCAAUCCUGCUUGAACGGCUUCACGGUCGCCGAACUGAUGACUGGCAGUAACAAGGUCUGCUGCCUUGCCUGCACCGAACGAAUCAACGGCAAGGACGGCAAAUCGGUCAAUACGAAUGCAACGAAGCAGUUUCUGAUUUCUUCCCCACCGGCUGUCCUCAUCCUGCACCUCAAACGCUUCCAGGUCGGACCUCGCGGAAUGCUACGAAAGAUCACCAAAUCCGUUACGUUUCCCUUCGUGCUGGACAUUGCUCCGUUCUGCGGUUCCCGGGUAAAAAAGCUGCCCAACGUUAUGCCCGGCCAGAAGAAACUGCUCUACUCGUUGUACGGAAUCGUGGAACAUUCGGGCACCAUGCACGGAGGACACUACGUAGCCUAUGUGAAAGUCCGUCCACAGCUUCCACGAGACGAUAUGCGGUGGGAGUUCCUGCCGAAGGGAUCCAAAGCCGAACUGGACCAGAAGGACGAGGAAGCCCUUCAGCUCGAACGGGAACUGGCCAAAGAACAGGCCCGCAAUAUGACCACCGCCGCCAGGGACAGUGACGAUGCGCUCAGUUCGUCCAGCAGCUUGUCGAGCAGUCGAUCCAGCACCGGAAUGACCACCUCCGACGGCGACGAGGAAGGCGCCGUGGGUUACACGCCCAAGGCGGAAAUCCUACCGGACGUGGACCCACCGCCCGGCAAGUGGUACUACGUGUCCGACAGUCACGUCCGCGAGACGACCGAAGAGCAGGUGCUGAACGCCCAAGCCUAUUUGCUGUUCUACGAGCGGAUUUUCUAAGCGGCAGAAACGUCAACAGGUACGAGUGGGUGCGGGAAAAAAUCUUGACGGGUUGAUGCAAGGUCGUUGCGUUUGGUGGCAAUGUUGUCGAAUAUCUUGAUUUUGUUUGGCGUUGUAGGAAUAAACUGUUGUGAAUUGUUUCCAUAAACAAAAAAAAAACGUUAUGGCUGAAUGGAAGAGGAUGAGAGGAAUUUUCAGCCGGUUGUUAUCUUUGUUAUCUGGCAUUCUUACAACAUGUCCCACCUGAUACGCUUUUGUAGCUUUGGCGACUUUCUGAAUGCAGAGGACUUUCCAGGGGAAUAUUUCUAGUGAAUUUUAAGGAGAAAUUCAAUUGCAUGGGAAUUUAUGAACAGAUGCUUAGGACAAUGGAAUUGUGAUGAGAAUUCCAGGUGAACUUUAAGGAGAAAUAGCCAUGAGAUUUCCUUUAAAAAAUGGUAAUUCUGACUAGAAUUCCAAAAUGAUUAUGGGAUUUAUAAACAAUUCUAAAAGAAAUUGAAGGGAGGACUUCGGUCACGUCUAUUUUGAAAUUCCAGGGAAAUUCUGAGCAGAGAUCGUAGGAGGUUUCAAAUCAAAUUCCUGUCAGAAUGUCAAGCAUGGCAACUGAAACGAGUAUUCAGUGGAGAAUUUGAGCGAGAAUUAGCGGAGUUAAUUGACCAGUUCCACGCCAGCUGACGAAUCGGUUUUAUUUUUACCUCUCCGAAUUCCUUGAAACUUCGCAUAAUUGUUCACUUGAUAACAUUAAGAAGGUAGCAUGCAACUUACCUUUUCCCUCGUUGCUCUCAGCGUUUUCGCAGGCGUCGGGGCACUAGUUAUUUUGGUUGCGGCGCACUUUCGUUCGUCCAUUCGCGCACUAAUGUGGACCGUUCUAUCGGCCGGUUCUGGCCCGGUUUCUUGGAAAAACACUAGGAGCACGAAGGAGGCAAUUCUUUACUCCUUUGGCUACCACACAAUAGACGGACACUCGCGAACCACCAAUCCCAUGCAUUCAAGAGCGCCUAUAUGUAUCGGCUGGGAUUGGGGACCAGCUCCAGAAUCGUGCACUACCGAGACUGGGUUUCUCCUGUUCUGGUCAGCCUUAACAGCCCGAUCCAGUUGCCACACUUGGCGGCACACAGGCGAAGGCAAUUUUCGAUGCUGUUCUCCAAUACUCGACUGUAGAAUUAGGAAUAGUUGAUUUUAACAAUAGAUGUCACUAGUAAGAAAAGGCCUCCUCCCGUGCCCUAGUUCCCAUAUAUUUAAGAUAAACUUUUAAAGCCCGAAAGCCACUAGUCCCAAAUGAUUAUAGGACAAAUGAAAAUUUUGAAAUUUCUGUUGUAAGGCCACUUUUUAAAGAUGUUGAAAAUUAGAUUUGAUGAGAAUUCUAAACGAAUUCGGUGAUGAAUUUUACGAGAGACAAUUUGGAGAACAAUUUCAAUUUAGGAGAACUACUUAUAAGUUAGUUCUGAAGACAAUUUGUUGGUGACUCCGCGGAGAGAGUUAACAUGGCCGAAUUCCUCCGGCACAAACAUGAGUCAUGGCCCCAAGUUGUAGCAUUAGACCAUGUCCCAUGAAAUUCAAAUAUACCCAUAAACGUGAGUGGGAAGGAAGUGCUGUCCUCCCAUUCCUGUUUCGCGUCUCCCUCGCUCUCAAUGGAAACCGGAAUCCGAAGUGCUAAAUAUACUUGGGAGAGGAUAAAAGGAUGUAAGCAGCAAACGGACACCCCGGAGAUUCCUGAAUUUCAGCCCAAAAUCCAAAAUCUUCGACAGCAUUGCCUAACGAAAUUUCAUAAUCAACCACCCCCCCGAACGAGGUCAGUCGUUGGAUGCAUAAUUUUAAAAGAGAAUCACAUUAUUUUCCCUUCCACGUGCUCGAAACUGUCAUCCGUCAGAGACGUUUGUUUGACAACAACAAUAAGAAAUCCCUAUUGAUCAACCUACUGCAUAUAAUCCGAGCAUUUAAGUGGACAGAAAAUGGAAUGAGGAUCCCCUAAUUACCACGGUUAGAUGUUACUCACAGUGUAUGAAUUAACAAACGUGAAGAAGAAGAAAGCUAUUUAAUUUAUUAUGCAAGUUGUCCUCACAUCAUUGAUUGCAAAACAAAUAAAAUACACACACCACACUGGAGUGCGUUGUUUGAUGAUUAAACUAGAAACUUAUUGCGUAAAGGCAACCAACCUCUACUCUCUAGCUCUAUCCUACUUCUUUCGUAAUGCGAAAACUGUACUAAGAAAGGAAAGGCAAGAGAAAGGAAAAACCGCUAGAUAAUAAGAACCUAAAGAGAUUCGCUGCUUUCGCGCUUCGUCGUUCGCAGUGUGGAAAUUUUCACUGUGACGAACAAAAAACCGAAAUGAUUUAUAACACACAUAAAACUAGAUAUUGACUACCUACUUAAACAGCAUGCAUAAAUCUACGCAAUUUACUCUGCAUUCAAAUGGACUAUAAUUAUGAGUGGAAGGAACGAAACGAAUCGAAGCGUAAAUUGAGGGAAAGAAUAAUGAAAACAAUAAUAUGAUAAAAUCAAUUUUCAAAAUCCUUUUGCCUAGCGAGCCUCAGAUUAGUAUACAUAUAAAAAAUAUAUUGUAAUUUACCGACAUCCAGGAAGAUUUUUUUCUCAAAUAAAACAAGAAUUAUUGCUGCAGAAA
Ochlerotatus camptorhynchus is the source of this 5558-nucleotide messenger RNA. RefSeq names its product ubiquitin specific protease 16/45 (gene Usp16-45). Gene Ontology annotation, biological process: protein deubiquitination. Bases 158 to 2938 code for a protein of 926 amino acids. NCBI's taxonomy places the organism in Eukaryota, Metazoa, Arthropoda, Insecta, Diptera, Culicidae. The transcript has 4 exons. The record is from RefSeq and is a predicted model, not a curated record. Gene Ontology annotation, molecular function: cysteine-type deubiquitinase activity; zinc ion binding.